GCAGGUCUACUGUGAGCCACGAGACAUCAAGGGGAAAGUCCCGGAUAUCGUCAUGCGUGAGAGCAUCUAAUUAAUCAUCAACCCUGGUAACGUGAUCUCCAGCCUAUAAAAGGGGAACCAUCUGAGUCUUGAAAACCUUACUACUGGCCUUCACAGACAUCUCUAGACCCAAGGACUUGUGCCCCAGGAGGAGCCGAGGCUAAUGGGUGCCCGCCUCAGCCCUGAGGCCAACGCUGAGGUGCCCCGUGAGGCCCGCGAGGCCCUUAGUUUCCACGGGGAUGCCACUGGCACACAGGUGCAUCUGGAUGACCAGAGGAGCACAGCGCAUAGGCUAUCCACGUUUCAUGAUGGCAUUGUGUUCAGCCAGCGUCCAGUGUGGCCCGGUGAGCGUGUAGCGCUGCGCGUGCUGCGACAAGAGGACGGCUGGUGCGGUGGCCUCCGCGUGGGCUUCACGCGCCUGGACCCUGCAAAUGUGGCCGCAUCCUGCCUGCCGCCCUUCGUGUGCCCCGACCUAGAAGAGCAGAGCCCCACGUGGGCAGCGCUGCUUCCAGAGGGUUUCGUUCGUGCAGGGAAUGUGGUCUGCUUCUGGGUGAACCGUAGAGGCUGGCUCUACGCAAAGGUCAACGCUGGCCGUCCCCUCUUGCUGCGCAAAGACGUGCUGGUCCAGGGCGCCCCGCUCUGGGCGGUGAUGGAUGUGUACGGGACCACGAAAGCCAUUGAGCUGCUGGAUCCCAAAGCCAACGCCUGGAUCAUCAAUGGAGAGGCUGUACCAGAGUCUGAAGUCACAUCAGGAGAGGAGUGUGCCAUCUGCUUCCACAACCCUGCCAACACCCGCCUCAUUCCCUGUGGCCACUCACACUUCUGCGGCUCCUGCGCCUGGCACGUCUUCAAAGACACGGCCAGGUGCCCCAUGUGCCGCUGGCAGAUUGAGGAGGUGGCUGUGGAACCUUCACUGAAGCCUGGAGAAGGCUCCUGAAGAGACAGCUUCCUGGAGUGGGUGGCAGACAGGACCUGGCUCUGAGACAGGAUAAACCUCUGUCUGGACAUGGGUCAGCAAGCACGGUCACAGGCCACCAAGCCUGAUCUUGGGUCACCAAGUCUUGUUAGCCGUGAGGGAGGUUCAGUGACUCUUUCCCUAGCUAGAAGUUUGGAAGAGGUUGAUACGGCAAAAAGAAAUCUUUUUGGCCAUGUUGGCAAGUCCCCAGGGUAGCAGGGGCAGCCUGAGCCCUCAUGCUACAGCUGAGGACGUGAAGGGAUGGGUUUGCGUCUGGCAGAAGUACCAGAAGCCAGAGCAUGUGUCAUGGUGAUUUCCCUGCUGAUUUGUGAGAUAGCAAAAUAAAGUUUGUUUUUGUAUUGAU
Molecule: messenger RNA, 1358 nt
Organism: Cricetulus griseus (Chinese hamster)
Lineage: Eukaryota; Metazoa; Chordata; Mammalia; Rodentia; Cricetidae
Source: RefSeq, a predicted model, not a curated record